Molecule: messenger RNA, 3077 nt
Organism: Xylaria bambusicola
Lineage: Eukaryota; Fungi; Ascomycota; Sordariomycetes; Xylariales; Xylariaceae
Product: Utp14 protein-domain-containing protein
Exons: 4
Coding region: 203-2911 (902 amino acids)
Biological process (GO): rRNA processing
Cellular component (GO): small-subunit processome; nucleolus
Source: RefSeq, a predicted model, not a curated record
UAAAAGAAAUCCCAUGGUUUACAGAUGUAAUAUCAAGUACCGCCGUUCUGCUUCUGUAUUAGUAUUUGGUGUCGCGGACAGGAUUGAGUGAGUUUUAGCUUGUGCAGCUUGUUUUGGUCACAGGCUCUUUUAGGCUUUACUAGGACCUCGCCUGUUUCCAAAUAAUAUACAUUCGAAACAGCGACCAAUACGUAAUCCCAAAAUGCCUGGCCGUCAAGCUCAUGGGCGGCCCCUUAUUGGCGGCGGCGGCAAAGGCAAGAACAAACGGUCGAGAACGAAGUCAAAUGGAAAGGCCAUGAACGCCUAUGCUGCUGCUGCAGCUGAGGUAGGCGAUCAGCAAAAGCGCACCCCACGCUAUCGCCAGCUCGAUGCGGAUCUGGACGACGACAUACCACGCGGGAAGCAUGCCCGGGAUGACGACGACGACGACGACGAUGAGGAUGAGGACGAUGCACCACCUCGAAAAAUGCGCCGUAGCUCUCGGCGAGACGAAGAUGACAAUGUCGAGUAUGGGAGUGAUAGCUCUGGCAAUUCAUGGCGUGUAAACGCAGUGCACGAGGAAGAUGACGAGGAGAUUGACAGCGACGAGGCUUUCGGCGAGAGUGACGAGGAACGGUUUCAGAACUUCAAAUUCCCUGUAGGAAAGAAAAAGAAGAAACAGACAGAAGAGGAUGACGAGGACGACGAAGAUAGUGAAGACGAAGACAUCGGCGAUGCCGAUGGUGCCUCACUUGGAUCCGACGCCAUAGAUCUUGCUGAUGCUCUAGACAUGUCUAUGUCAGAGGACGAUGAUGGCGCUCAAGAGGAAGAUGAAGACGAAGACAACUCCGAAGUUGAAGAUGAUAGCUCGGGAGACGAAUCCUCCGACGUUGAAUCAGAUGACCAAGAAGGAGCAGAUAUUAAUGAAUGGGUGUCGAAGUUUGCAGGAGCCGACGAUGCGGAGGACGACGAGACCCAAGCGGCGCCUUUGAAACCGAAACUUGGCCUUAAGGAAUUAGGUCUCUUGAGCGUAAAGGACUCGGAACUUAAAAAGUCUCUCAAACUUAUGACUAAAGAUGAACGAGCCAAGAAUAAACAAAAGCUCGAGGUUCCGCUCGCGCGACGGGCACAAGCUAAACUCGACCGUGCAGUUGCGUACGAAAAGACAAACGAAACCCUUGGCCGCUGGCUUGACACUGUAAAAGCUAUGCGUAGGACGGAUGAAAGUCUUGUUUUCCCUCUACCUCAACAUGAGACAGGCUUGGCUCGCCAUAACAACACUGAACUUGCACCACUGGAUCAUAAGACUGCCGACACAGAGCUCGAAAAUACUAUCAUGGCCAUUAUGCAAGAAAGUGGUCUAAGCUUGGACCCUGAACCGAAGAAAAAGGCGGUUGUGGUUGAUGAGGAGGGCCAAACUGUCUCUAGGAAAGCCAUGCUACAGCAAAAACGUCGCGAGAGAGAGCUUCAGUCUAGAGAAGAAGCUAGGGCGAAGCGCAUUAAGAAGAUUAAGUCUAAGGCCUACCAUCGCGUACAUAGAAAGCAGAGGGAAAGGGACGAAAUGAAAGAGCGAGAGAUUAUGGCCGCGUCUGGUGAGAUCGACAGUGAGGACGAACGGGAGGCGUUGGACCGCCAGCGUGCGGUGGAGAGAAUGGGAGCGCGACACCGAGAGAGCAAGUGGGCUAAACAGGCAAAUAAAAACGGUCGAGCCGCUUGGGACGAGGACGUACGCUUGGGAGUCACCGAAAUGGCGAGGCGAGAUGAAGAGCUCCGUCGUCGUAUUGAAGGGAAAUCCGCGGAUAAGGGUUCAGACGACGAAUCCGAUGACUCAGAUGACUCCGGUGGUUCCGACGUUGACGAAAGGGUAAAGCUAUUGCGACAACUCAAGCAAGUUGAAGCCAUGGAAGAUGCUGAGCCUAAAUCAAAACUAAUGAAAAUGGACUUUAUGAGAAAGGCCGAGGCCAGACGGAAACAGGAAAACGAUGAGCUGAUAGCUGAUAUGAGACGGGGACUUGAUUCAGACGCAGAUGACCUGAGCGAAUCGGACCACGGACCCGAGGAUAUUGGCAGACGGAUAUUUGGCCAGCCAGCUGACUCGAAGCUAGCGUUAAAGGCCAGUAAACCAAGCAAAAAGACCAAAGCAGAAAAGACAGACGAUGCUCAAGAGGAUACAAAUAACGCCCAGGAGCCCGCGGUUGGCCGAUCCAAGGUCCUUUCGGCACCAGCUCCGCAGAUUCCUGAUGCAAAUGGAACGGCUGGUGCAUGGAGUCAGCCGACGGCGUCUGGAUCUUCAAGGAAACAAAAGGGCAAAAAGACAGGGCCCAGCACAGAUGUAUUGGACAUCGAUAUCAACUCCGUAGCUGUCUCUGCUCAGCCUCCAGUGUCAGCACCCGCGAAAGCUAAGGCGAAGAAGGGUGAUAAGGUGCAGGCCGAACACUCUUCAGACGACGAAGAUCAGGACCAGGCUGUACAGUUCCGUGAACAAGAGCUCAUCGAAAGAGCCUUUGGAGGCUUGGAUGUCUUUGAAGCGGAAUUCCAGGCCGAAAAGGAUGCCGCUGUUGCAGAGGACGAUGAAAAGACCGUCGAAACGACAUUGCCUGGCUGGGGUGCCUGGGUGGGCGAAGGUGUGACGAAACGCGAAAAGAACCAGCAGCGGAGGUUCUUCACCAAGAAAGACGGCGUAAAGCCCGAUGCCCGCAAGGAUUUCAAGAAGGACAAGGUCAUCAUCAACGAGAAACGCGUCAAGAAGAACGACAAGUACCUCGCCUCACAACUCCCUCAUCAAUAUGAGAGCAGAGCGCAGUAUGAGCGCAGUCUGCGACUGCCCAUGGGCCCCGAGUUCAUGACCAAGCAGGCGUUCCAGGAUGCCACGAAGCCGCGCGUCAUCAUCAAGCAAGGCAUUAUUGCGCCUAUAUCCAAGCCUACGCAUUAGUUGGUAUGGGCUAUUAGGAGGAGGCAGUGUAUAUCCUCUCGCUCUGGAAUAACAUUGUAUAUAGCCAGCUGGAUGUCCGUUUACUAGAUUACCAGGGGCGAGCGUGGCGGAAAUAGAAAGUAGCAUUGAUGCAUGCAAUGAUUUAAUCCACAUAAGUCUAGAGUAU